AUGGAUGAGGCUGCCCGUCUUACUCAUAUUUUGGACUCUGAGUUUGAAGAGGAUGAGGAAGUUGUAUGGAUACCAGAACACUUGAGGCUAUGCGCCUUCGUCCGAGAGGCAGAGCAGCUUCGCCGCGACAGCCUAUCUCUGGCGGAGGAGAGAGAAGAAGAGCAGUGGGAACACAAUCUCGUGAGGGAACGUCGUGAAAUCGUCACACAACGAUUUCGCUCUUUUCGCAAGAGAACCGCAAUCCAAAGAAAUCCGUAUAAGCUUGAUAGGCUGCGACACAAGCAACUACUGAAGGGGUUUGGUUUAGUACUGCGGGAGGACAUCGAGGGCCCUCUUGCAGAAGAAGAAGAAAAGAGCCAAACCGAGGUGGAACAAGUAAUGGAUUUGCACUCAAAAGAUAAAGAGUGGCUGGAGUCUGUUAGUUGGGAGCAACCUGAGUUAAAUGAUUUAUCCGAGAGCCAAUCCGAAGGGGGCGCACCAUCCUCCAGCGGCAGUGAGGUAACCCACACACAGGACGGUACCUGCUCUCCAGAAAAAAAGAUUAUUCAUUAUAGAGGGAAACACUUCAACCUGCGAUCUGGUUUCCGAGGUAUAUUGCCCAAGGUGGCCUGGAAGGCUGCACUGAAAGGUGGGUCGAGCGCAAAUUCUAGCUACAUGAGGCGAGAUAGACAAACAGGGAAAGGUGUAGCAAAGAGGAAAAUUUUAAAAGUACAUUAUGUUUCCGGUGAGAAAUCGCACGACAGCGGAGUAGACCCUGACAUUUUAGGCGGGCACGGCGGGCACGAGGAAAAAUUUCGUGCCCAUGAAACAGAUGACAGUUUGGAUAUCCAGGCCAUCAAAAACUAUUUUGAGGCCAAAUAUGAGAAGGCUUAUGCGUUCGAUGGUUUAUCUGAUGGCGAAGAAACAAACUUGCCAUCAAGCUCUCCCGAGCUCUCGGACCAUAAUGAGACGUUGAAGUCGACAGAGGCAGUUGACAAUCACAAUGACUGUGUCGACGGUUUUGAUUCGGAUCUGCAAAUUUUGAGUGAAGCAGACCUGCCACGGACAGAUAGCAAAUCGACCGGCGAAAUAAUUGACCCGAUGCUCAAUAAAAGACGUAGCUCUUUUCAACACCCGCUUAGAGCCCAUCAGGGUGGCUUCGACCGAGCGCAGUCAUCUAAGGGUGGUACCACUCAGAGCAGAAAAAGUAUGGGAAGAGAAUCCACAAGGAACCGAAGUAGAACUCAUAUACCGACUCCCAAAAAGUCAGUACGUCAUCAUAGAGCCGUUCCUUUAGAAAACCAGAAGGCGCUCCAAAUUAAAGCGAAGAAAGCUGCUCACUGUAAUUCCAACGGUACAAAAAGUGCAAGGGAGGGUUCUGUAUAUCGCAAGACGCCGAGCGGUGAUGUUCUCUCUAAUUUUGUCACACCCUUUUUUCGAGCUGCGGGGCCCGUUGCCUUCGAAACAGCUGUAGAGGGGGAAGGGAACAGGUUUAGCAUUGUCAAGAAACCCGAUCAACAUAGAGAACGCUCAGAGAUUGAAAGACCUUCCGAAAGAGAGGAAUAUAAUUCGAGCUCUUUUGAAAUAUUAGCUUCUGCGAUUACGGGCAUUAAAUGUAAUUCUCCUGAUACCACAGAAAUUGCCUUAUCCGGCAAAAGCUUCAAACUUUCAAAGUUUGAUUCAAACGUCUCUCAACAUCUUCAAGACAUAUUCAGCCACCUUAUCGAAAAGGGCGCUUCUGACUUUGAAGUGCUUUCGAUGAACGAUGCUAUUGUGAGAAUGCUAUCCGACCUUGAUAACCCGGGUCUUUGGAUAAUCGUGGAUGAUUUUCAUAAAGCUUUCAGAUCUAAAGUUAAUAUUUUGAGAAAUCGAGCAAAACCUGUGCACUUUUAUCAGAUUGCUGCAUGUCAAAUAAUGCUGUUGCAAGUAACGCGAUACUCGAGAACAUCGAAGAUAAUGGCUCAGGAGAUUUCAGGGAAAAUUGUUGGUCAUACAGUCUCCUUUUUCAAACUUCUCUCAAAAUGUAAUGGUAUUGACAUUAUAGAUAAGCUUCUGAUUAACUCUUAUGAAUUUUUGUCGCAGGUCGCCGGACACAUUGUAUCGCCUCAAGAGUUUUGGGAUAAAAUCCCAACUGUGUCGUUUCCACCUAAGAUUGCUCUUUUAAUUAUCAGAUAUUUCCCGACGGAAAAAAUGUCAUGGUCAAUAGCCGAGUUAGAUAACUCAUUUAAUGGGGUUACAGAGUGGCUCAACUUUGUUCAUUAUUGUACUACUCGUUGGUCGUGGCAAGUUGAUUACUCUUUGAUUCAAAAGCUAUAUGACUUGUUCAAGGUUAAAAAAUUUCAAAACUUUGAUGAGGAAAACGAUGCAGAUACUGAUCGACCGAUAUAUGGUACCCUAGACUGGAAGCCACCUUUCAAGUCGGUCUUUAACGCUUUUCUUGAUCUUCUUAAAUCUUGUCCUAUGUCAGUCGUGCAGCUUGAGAGGGUUACUCCGCUGGGGCAGAUGGUAUCAUUGAACAACCCGGUUUUACUAGUGAACAGAAUCAACCUUUUGUCGGUGCUUGCAACAAAAGCAAGCACGAACUUCGAGUCUAAAUUCGAAGAUCUUUGCAACCCUUACGUCAAGCGGGAGGUAGAGAAAGUAUUCGCACCGCAUAAAAUGUAUGAAAUAAUCUUGACAGGAUUUUGCUCCUUGCUCCUAACAAACGCGAGAAAAGGCUUCAUAACAAAGGCAAGAAUUGUUUAUCAAAUUUUCCAGCAAAUGGCAAAUGGUCGCGGUUUGAUCGAAGAUGGAGCAAUGUCUCAAUUUUUUAAGCGCGUAUACGCUCUUGAAGGAGAGAUAGGAAAGUCGCUGCCAUUCUUGUUGAAAGGUCUUUAUACCGCUAUGACUCUUUUAAUCAAGCAAAAAAAAAAGCAUGAGCUCAUCCCAAUGCUCGGGUUCUACGAAAAACACCUGCAUAUUUUAGAUACUGGUUGGGUCAUGAGCCAUUUGUACCAGAUCGUUGGCAAUCUCGCCAAUGAGGAAGACUAUCUUUACCACUUUCAUUUUGCAGUUACCAAGUUCCUGGUUUCAGAGAAAGCGAUGACAUGGUGGUCUGUAGUGAACUAUAACAAUUUCAGUUCUACGAAAGAUCAAAGCAUACCUUUCUAUACUAAAAUUAUUGAUAAUUGUGAUGCAUCGUCUUUUUUACAGAUAAGGCACAUUUUCCUUCGAACUGCUGUUGACUACUUGUCACAGAGAAGGGAUGUUCAGUUCAUAAAGUUUUUGAGAGCCCUCUCAAGAAGAGAUCAUACUUUCAAAAUAUUUCCGACUCUACCUUUCACGGCCACUCAUUUUGAAAUCAUAACCCGAACCCUGCGUGCCUUAAAAAAGGUUCACGACGACUCAUUGAUCACAGCGUUCAUAGCCAAACUCAGAGCUAGGCAAUUAACCGCACCCCAUGCGCCACUGAUAAUGGACGUUACAAAAUUUUUGAACACUGAGUUUGUGGAUUCCAUGAAGAACAACGCAGAUUUUUUGCAUCUCAAAAGCCAAUUCAGUAUAUCAGAAGCAGAAACGCAGAAAAGCUUAUUUCGUGAGAUCUUGUUUCGCUUGAAAGAUGAGACCGAGAGGGCAUCAUAUAUCGAGGAAGAGCUUCUGAAUACUAGUUCACAAGGGCAGCCAGUACAGCCUUUUAUUGAUAAACUUGCGUCCACUUUUGGAACAGGUCUUUACUCCAACGAUUAUGUGUUUUUCGCACUUCUGACUGAGGCGAACGUAGUAGCUGGCAACCAAUGGUGGGCGCUGCUUGCCUUAAUACAGCUAAUCAACAGACGGCUGGCGACAACCUUCUGUCAGGUCAGCUCCUCAGAGUUUUACGGGUUGUACCGCCUCCAUUUGAUAUUAAGUCAAAUUUUCAGUCGGCAAAACACAGCUUCGAUUAGCAGCGAGGCUGAGGCCAAUUUUUACAAGGAGCUAUGUGUAUUUUUUGGACAAAAUUUGAAAAUAUCAUCAGGAUUUUUAGAGCAUGCGAAGCUAAUCGCUAUGUGUGAAGAGUUUCUGGAUAAGUCUUCUUCAAACGUAAUGGUACUAGAGAAUCAAUCUGCAUGGAAAAUCAGCAAUCCUUUCCUCAGCCAGGUAAGGAAACAGAUCGAGAAGCAUAAUCUUCGGGCAUUUAUUCCCAUGGAAAGCAUUACAAGCCCCUUGGCGCCCGAAGUAGAAGACUAUCUUUCGAAACUUUCUGCAGUUGUCCGUCUAAACAGAAAUUCAACAACAAAAUCCAAUAUUCGGUAG
Lachancea dasiensis is the source of this 4251-nucleotide messenger RNA. The record is from the annotation of a GenBank genome assembly. Lineage: Eukaryota; Fungi; Ascomycota; Saccharomycetes; Saccharomycetales; Saccharomycetaceae.